AUGCGCUUUGGCGAGAAUGCCUUGGAGCAGAUCUGUCAUGGUUCUCCUCUGUUUGUCGAGUCACAAGUGACCUUCCUCAAGGUCCUGGCUCUCCUGGCGAUAGCUCUUGCAAUCCCAAGUAUUGGACUGCGGUGGUAUGCGAGGUACAAGUCCUCCACGCUGGGCGUUGACGACUACCUCGCCCUCCUGGCCACGCUCGCCUUGAUAGCGGUCGGCGCUGUUCAGCUCGCAAGUUCCUUCCUCGGCUUCGGUGUACACGUAUGGGUUGUUGACCCCCGGAAUGCCAUCCCUCUCUUACGGUUAUACUGGAUCAGUCAGCAGCUCUACAUCCUCGAUCAGCUUUUGACUAAGAUCUCGCUCCUCGCUUUGUACCUGCGAGUGUUCCCCAAACGAUGGAUCAACCUCACGGCUCGCUACGGCAUAGUUGUGAUGGUAGUGCAAGAGACCAUCUUCUACUUCCUCAUUUUGUUACGUUGUUCUCCGGUUUCUGCAUCCUGGGAUAUACGCCAGAAAGGCCAGUGCCUAGACCUCAAUGCCAUCGGGUUUGCAGGCGCUAUACUCGGGAUAGCAGAGCACUUCGCCAUUUUGGUCAUGCCAUUACCGGAGUUGUGGAAGCUGAAACUCUCAAAGAGGAAGAGAAUCAUGCUCGCAUUUGUGUUCAGUCUUGGGUCUUUUUCACUUUUCACAAGCGUCAUCCGAAUAAGAUACGUCCGGAAGUUUGCACCCACGGCCGACCUCUCAUGGGAUAUAGCCCCUGCCAUAUCCUGGUCUCUCAUCGAAAUGCUCAGCGCGGUGAUCUGCCUAAAUCUACCCCCAUGCCGACAGCUCAUCAGCAAAAUCAUCCCACGUCAACUUGCCACGACCAUCCACGGCGGGAAGAACGGCACAGGAGCGUAUGGGGUUUAUGGUGCAAUGACUGAUCGGGGCGCGCUUACCACAGAACGAAAGGGCAACCCUCCGCCCAUGGGUGGCAUCCUGCACACGACUACCAUAGAGGUAACACAUGAAGUCAAUGCCGAUGAUGACUUCACCGCCAAAACGAGGCCAUCGGUGUCAUCCGCCGCAUCAAGGAGGAGCCUGCAGACUCUUGACGAGGAAUAUGACGAGCCCAAAGAACGAGGCCGAACCAAGGUGAAGCGCCCGCCUGCAGCUACAGUGAGACGGACACCGAGUUUGGACGUGGUGGACAUUGACCGGUCCAGGUUGGGCCUGUACGAGUAUUUUCGACCCAAGGGUUGA
Messenger RNA from Diaporthe amygdali, 1239 nucleotides. RefSeq lists its product as uncharacterized. The coding region runs from base 1 to 1239 and encodes 412 amino acids. The record is from RefSeq and is a predicted model, not a curated record. NCBI's taxonomy places the organism in Eukaryota, Fungi, Ascomycota, Sordariomycetes, Diaporthales, Diaporthaceae. The transcript has 4 exons.